Molecule: messenger RNA, 7471 nt
Organism: Chroicocephalus ridibundus (black-headed gull)
Lineage: Eukaryota; Metazoa; Chordata; Aves; Charadriiformes; Laridae
Gene: SLC43A2
Product: solute carrier family 43 member 2
Exons: 14
Coding region: 168-1856 (562 amino acids)
Biological process (GO): transmembrane transport; neutral amino acid transport
Molecular function (GO): neutral L-amino acid transmembrane transporter activity; L-amino acid transmembrane transporter activity
Source: RefSeq, a predicted model, not a curated record
GCGGCAGCAGCGGGCGCGCUCAUUGGCCAGGGUGGCGGCCAAUCACCGGCGGCGCCUGUUUGCUCGGGAGGACGGAUAAAAACCCCGGGGGGGAUCGGCGGCGGAGCGGAGCGGUGGGCGCGGCGGACGGUUGAGAUUCUGAACGAGACCAUCUUCCCCACACAGCAAUGGCGCCCACGCUUGCGACCGCCCAUCGCCGGCGCUGGUGGAUGGCAUUCACAGCCAUCAUCGAGAACCUGCUCUUCUCUGCUGUCCUGCUGGGCUGGGGAUCCCUCCUCAUCAUGCUGAAAGCCGAAGGGUUUUAUUCCUACCUGUGCUACGAUACAGAAAACAUCACCAGGAGCCCUGAACAUGAGAACAGCACAACUUCAGAGCACCAAUGGCCUUCCUGCAACGCCCAGGAUGAAAUGCUGAACUUGGCCUUCACCAUUGGGUCCUUCCUGCUGAGUGCGAUCACGCUGCCCCUAGGGAUUGUCAUGGACAAGUAUGGCCCUCGCAAGCUGCGGCUGCUUGGCAGUACCUGCUUUGCUGUGUCCUGCGUGCUGAUCGCGUACGGUGCCAGCAACCCAGACUCUUUGUCUGUGCUGAUAUUCAUUGCGCUGGCUCUGAAUGGCUUUGGUGGGAUGUGCAUGACCUUCACAUCGCUUACGCUGCCCAACAUGUUUGGUGACCUUCGUUCCACGUUCAUUGCUCUGAUGAUUGGCUCCUAUGCUUCCUCUGCUGUGACUUUUCCAGGAAUCAAGGUUAUAUAUGACUUUGGGGUCUCCUUCAUCCUUAUUCUGCUUGUCUGGGCAAGCUGUGCAGGACUAGUUUUCCUCAACUGUUUCUUCAAUUGGCCACUGGAACCUUUCCCAGGACCAGAAGACAUGGACUAUUCGGUGAAAAUAAAGUUCAGCUGGCUGGGAUUUGAUCACAAAAUCACUGGGAAGCAGUUUUACAAGCAAGUAACGACUGUGGGGCGCCGUCUCAGUGUGGGGAGCUCCAUGAAGGGCCCCAAGGAGCCGACAGCCUUGCAAGAGAACAACAAGCUCUGUCUAUCUACGGUGGACCUAGAAGUGAAGUGCCAGCCUGACAAUGCAGCUUCUCCCUCCUUCAUGAAGAGUGUCUUCAGUCCUAUCUUGUUGCUCAGCCUUAUCACCAUGUGUGUCACUCAGCUGCGGCUCAUCUUCUACAUGGGGGCCAUGAAUACCAUCCUUGAGUUUCUGUCUGGAGAUGAAAAUCAAGUGGCUCUCUACACUUCCAUUUUUGGGGUAUUGCAGCUGCUGUGCUUGCUGACUGCGCCUGUGAUUGGGUACAUCAUGGACUGGCGAAUGAAAGAAUGCGACGAUGGCUCAGAAGAGAAUGAGGAGAGCAACGCUGAGCAAAGUGACAAGAAAAAGAAAAAACGUGAUCGUCAGAUCCAGAAAAUCACCAAUGCCACCAAUGCCUUUGUAUUCACAAAUCUCCUGCUGGUUGGAUUUGGAAUCACCUGUCUUAUUCCUAAUCUACCGUUGCAGAUUCUUUCCUUCAUUUUACACACAAUCGUGAGAGGAUUCAUCCACUCAGCCGUUGGAGGCCUCUAUGCAGCUGUAUACCCCUCUACUCAGUUUGGCAGCUUGACAGGGUUGCAGUCGUUGGUCAGUGCCCUCUUCGCCCUUCUGCAGCAGCCUCUUUUUAUGGCAUUGACGGGACCUUUGGAAGGAGACCCUCUCUGGGUGAACGUUGGCUUGCUUGCUGUGAGCUUCCUGGGUUUCUGCCUUCCAAUCUACCUGGUCUGCUACAGACGCAGGCUAGAGAAAGAAAAAAAACAGAAGAUGGAGGAUGCCAAACUUUUCUUCAAAAUCAAUGGCACUCCCAAUGAGGAAGCCUUUGUUUAAACUGGUGCUUCAAAUACAACCUCCCCUGUACAGGUUCCUACCACAUCCGUGGGUUCUACCUGUGGUGUAAGCCAGGCUUUUACUUGCCUGGCUCUGUCAAGUUCUUUGCUCAUCACUGGAGUGAGGGCCGGACAUCAUGACUGAGCUUUCCUCAGAUGUAUGGCAGAAGGAGACUUCUCACUCCUUACUCCAGAACACAGGACACUUUUUAUAAAGGCCACGCAGAUAUCGUGUCUUAAAUUAUCCCCUGAUCACACUCUCCAGCGGCAGAGUCUCUGCAUAAGAAAUGGGGAGAGAAGGAGUUAGAGGGAUGGAGGAAGAGGGAAGAAAGACCAUAAUUUGAGUGUGCAAAUAUGACACUGAAAUCUGUCUUCUCACCCUCUUCCCCCAACCUUGUCUGACACUGUCUCAGAUGCAAGCUGCGCUCUCCUCCCACCCUGAGGCUCCGUAAUGGUCUUUCUGCUUGAUAUGGAGUUGGACACAGUGGUUUUACUGUCUAUCCAGACAUACCACAGACUGUUUCUGAGGCAGGGAAGGGGAUUUUAUUCCUAUGUGUAUGAGCACAGCUUCAGUGUAUUGCUAAAUGUUGGCUGCUAGCACUGACAGCUCCCAAACCUUUUAGUACUGCAAAUGACACAGACUGUGAGCAACGGAUCUGCCUUCCACACUGAAAUGAAGAGCCUAGUGGACUGCUUGGUCCUAGACCAAGCCUUCAGAAGCCUGGAAUUCCUCCUCUUCUUGGCCCACAAACCGCCUGUGUGUGUUUUAAACUGUCUGCAGUCCUGGAACCUUUGAGAUAGGAAUUGGAUCUUGUUUACCGAUGAAGUGCUUUGAGACUUGUUGCCUUUUGCCUCUUCUUCCCUCUGACAUGACCCUGGGAGGGGGGCAGCAGCGUGUAUUGAGUAAAGUGGAGAAGCUUCUUGAAGCUGAGUUCUAGGGCUCCAAAUACGUUGGUGUUCAUGAGCUGACUUGCUGUUGAAAAGAAUCGAGAGUGCAGAACACUCCUUUGUGUCUAGUAACUGGAUCCUGUGGACAUACGGCAGGGUGACGUGGUGAUGUAAUUCUUCCUCUAGCCAUAGCUUAUUUACGUUGUUCUGAUAAUAGCCCCCAAGCUGCUGAACACCAGGUUACUGUGACUGACCAAAAAGCUGCCGGUUUGGCUGUAUUAAGAGCCUUCUACAAUGUCGAUGCUCUGUCUGGACAGAGUUCAUGCUGAUUGAUUGUGUGGUGAAGCUGACCUACAGAGCAAUACAUGUGGGUAGAGGUGCCCCAGGCCUGUUCACCAUGGAGGGAAUACAAAGGGAAUUCCUAACCUGCUUAUUUUUAUAGAGGUUUUCCUAAGUCUUGUCUAAAGUCGACUUUUCUGCCUUCAGCAUUCUUGUUGAGGUCAGUAGCUCAGCCUCCGUAGCCUCAUGACUAGCAUUAACAACUGCACCAUUUGGACCUGCUGGGAGCGGGACCGUGCAGCGUUGAGGAUGGACAUCACCAAUGGGUGUGCAGCAGCACAUGUGCUGGGCUGAGCUAAUGGCUGCAGGAAGGUUGGGGGCAGAAAUAAAGCAGUCAUGAAGAUGUAGGUGGUGCUUUCUGAACUGCCAACUCCUGCUUUACUGCAAAGACUGGUGGGGGGGGUAAGUCAUUCAGCUUCUUUGUCUGGUCAGAAAAGUAAUCACUGACUCAAUCACUGCCCCGCUGUAAACUGCAGAUUAGAAACAACAGUGCACUCGAACCUUCCUUUGAGAAAUUACCUGGAAACUGUGUGUUCACUUCUUUGCUGAUGGUUUGAAGCAUGCAGAUGCUCAGCCCAGCCAGGCCUUCACCUUCCCUAAUCAGCAAGCUUGGUGACCUCUUGCACAGCUGUAGCCUGGGCAGGACGGCUGGAAGCCCUGCGGCGUCCCUGGCUGGUGGCCUUGCCAGCGCAGGAUGACGAGGCAGCUUUGUGGGACAGCAGCGCCAUCUCGAGUCACUGCCCCAGCCAGCCUCCUGCGGGCAGUUCAGAUGCUCCUCCACUCCAUGGUACCUUCUAGUCUCGUUUCAAAAUGACUCGCCACUUGAGCAUUUUACACAUUCGUGGAUUUUUUUUUUAAUGUGUUGCCUUUAUUAAAUGUGUUUGUUCCAAGACAGCCUUAUUGCCUGCUGUCGACGCUUUACUUUUCUAGAACUUCUCGUCUUUUGCUGGCCUCUGGCUUUGGUGGUGAUUUAGCAACCUUCCCAGCUCUUCUUUUGUGUCUAGCAAUAAUUAAGGAGGAGGCAGGGCUUUGAUUUGUUUUCCUAUUCACCUGGCACUGUCUCAAGUACAUGUUGAGAGACCCACCAGCAGUAGUACCGUUGGCCUAGAUUUCCAGAGGGCUUUCUGCGGAUUUCCCCAAUUCAUAUUACUACUAAAUAUUUUGAGAAGAUUCCUACUCUUGCUCUGAGAUAUUUGUGACAUGACAAUGACAGAUUAAGUUUUUUAUUUUUAUGUUUUUUUUGGUUUUUUUUUUUUUUUGUAAGAGCUCAUAGACAGGUGAGUGUCUGAGCCACAGUCCUGACUCAAUGUCUUAAAGAGGCAGCUGUUGGAGGGUGUUGGUGUGCUAACGCAGCAUCACUUCCACCUCAGCUGCCUCCCCACUGCAGUUCCCAGUUCCUGACCUUUAUUAGGAGUAUCCUGUAGCCCAGUUUCAUCUGGUAAAACAGUGGAUAUACAUGCUUAGUGUCUCCGCUGAUGUGCCAUGGUGUUUAGAAGCUGCUGGUCAGCUGUAAGGAAUAGAGCUCAUGCCUUUGAGUCGCGGUUUCAGGCUCUGUUUGCAGCUUGAGAGGAAAGUGUGCCUUUGGCUUGCAAUCACAAGGACUAGUGGGUACACAAUGAAGUUUUAAUUGUUGAGGGUUGAACAGACAAAUGGGAGUGCUUUCUAAUGCACUGCAAAGUCAAACUGUGGAAUUCACUGCUGCAGAAAGUAGUUGGGAACAGAAGUAUAACUUUUUAAAAAAAAAAAAAAAAAAGAGGCUGGUUAAACAAUGGUCUGAUGCAUCCACUAACUCAGGGAGAUUUUAAGUUGCUGUAAAUAAGAAAGUUAUGCCAAGGAAAGAUUACUUUUCUACAUGCUUUGUCUCUUAAAAAUUGGUCAAAGAUGGAGAAAAUACGUACUGGGCUAGGUGAAAUACUGGUCUGAUCUUGUGGGGUUUCAUUUAUUCUGACAGUUGUGAACGAAACUGCUUUUAAAAGCAUUCUCAAAUUGAUCUAUCAAAUAAACUGUGUCUGCAUGCAAGAUGUGCAAAUACUCUACUGACUGUGGCAUAAGUGCUUAAAUGCUGCACCUCCUGCCUGGGGGGAGCCCCUCAGAGGCCAGAGUAUCCUGGCUUCAGCCAGAAAUGUUGUGUUGCACAGUACAGAAACAAACGCUGUUGGGAUGGUCCUGUUACACGUGAUUGUUCAUGGGCAGUUUGCCUCGUUCUUUGAUGCUUAUGGGAAUGUAAUUGUGGAUUACUUAACGUUUGGAAUGGAAAACAGCUUUGCUGCUUUCUAGCCAAGUGAUGCAGGACCAAGAAAAUUCUUGAUGCGCUCUUCUAGGUGCAUGAGCCACCUCGUGGAAAAAAAUUAAUGGGCUAGCAAAGACUGGAGAGCCACAUCAAUUUAAAUCAAUAAUGCAUUUACCUGUAUAGCUCAAAUAUAGGUCAAUGUAUUUAAUUACUUUCAGUAUUCCUAAAUGCUAGAAUUUCAGGGUUGGGGUUUUUUUUAUGCCCUUUUACCCCCUUAUCCUCAUCUAUAUGAGAAGUAAAAGGAGGUUGUUGGUGGGAAACAUCUCAUCUCCUCCAUAGAAGCAUCCCCAACUGACCGUAAUGAAGCAGAAGCCUGAUCUGUGAGUACUUGCUGUUUCUAGGUGCCCUCAGAAUCAAGGGUGUUGCUGUGUAAAGGUGAUUGCACCUUCUAGGAACACUGCUCCUGGCCUCUACAGGCUCUUGCAUGCAUUUAAUACGCAUCUGUAAUUUUUAAAAAAAUAAUUAAUUAAAUUAACAGAAUGGGGAAGGGAGAGCGGCAACUUGUUCCUUUCACUAAUCUGUCAGUACCCAAGCCCCAUCGGCAGUCUUUAUAGCGCUAAUGCAAUGAUGCCAUCAAGAGUAACAGAGAAAAUCUGUGCUGUGUUGCUUAAGAGGACACUUAUAACUUUGUUCAGUUACUGUCAUAGAGUAUCUGGACCCUUGAGAUAAAACUGGACACAAAUGUCUUAAAAAAAAAAAAAAAAAAAAAAAAGGCAAAUCUUUCUGUGGUUCCAACUUAAAUGAAAUGCUGCUACAGCCAUUGAAAUGUUUAGCUCCCACAACAAAGUCUGGCCUCUUCAUGCCCUGUCUACAAAGGAAAAUUGUAGGAUAAUGAGAUUUUAAUGAGAUUAAAUAAAUCACUAAAAUGUUUUAAAGUAGGAGAUUUCCUUCUUGAUAGGCUGAUGAAUUUGGAAAAUAUGCCACAAAUUAUAAAGCAGAUACUGUAGGGUAAAAAGAAUGAAAUCUUUAAAACUACAUGUUUUGUUAUUCUUCUACCCUCCCUCCCCCUUCCCCCCACCUGUCCCUUUGAGUCCUUUCUGCGUCUGCAGAGCUUUUGGUAUUCCCUACUUCCUGGUUUAAAAGUGCAAAGUAUUCAUAAUGGAAAUUAGUAUUAUAGUAGGAUUCCCGAUGGGAACAGACUGUUGGGUUUUUUUGGAUUUCUUUUUAAAUUAAAAAAAAAAAAGCCACUUCUGAUUUAUAUUUCACAAUGUUAUCUUCUCUGGAGUAGCUGAAACAAUGAUGUGUUAUGUAGAUGCAUUCUUACAUGUUAAUUAUAAAACCCCCAGGUCCUUGUUCUUCUGCCUGUGCUGCUCAGCCUGUCUCUGCGCAAUCUGUUUUUGUCAAGUGUCCUGUGCCUCAUGCCGUCAUCUACUGCUGCUUGUCACUUCCUUGGGCCUGACCCUCUGUCACUCGCUUUUUAUUCCUGGGGCAAUCCUCUUUUUCAGAAAGCCCCCUCUUUUUAACCUGACAGCAUCAGCCUCCCCCACCUCCUCCCGUUCGCAAAUUUUUUCGUGGUGUUUGUCAAAGUUGAAUUGUAAGCUCCGUGGGGCAGGCCUGUGUCAUCUUUUCUGUGUUUGUAAGGUGAUGUGCACUCUUGCAGUACUAUCUAAAAAUAAACAUGGCAUUAAGUUAAUCAUUAGUUUUCCUUUUGAGGCUGAACAUAAUAAAGGUAUUGCUCAGUUCCUAACGAGACCAUGUAAGCAUGAAUGCUUUACACGGUGUCAUCUGCCAAAGUGCUCGGCUGUGUGUUGGAUGUUUCUUUGUCUUUUUCUUCUCUAGGUUAGGAGCUAACAGCCACAUGUCAAUUAAUCUCUAUUGGAGAAAAAAAGAAUUCAUUUCUUAAAAAACCCAACCCAUCAACCACAACAAAACACCACCACAAACAAAAAAAAAAACCAAACCCCACAACCCAACCUGAGACAGCAGCUUGAGAAAGAGAUCAAUCUUAGUUGUACAGGAUAAACUGGUCUCAAACAGUGAAAGAUGAACUACAGUGUCCUUAGAUAGGAACAGUACAGAAGAGGUGCAGUGUCAAUAGUGAAGCUGCACACUUUGGUUAUCCAUGCUUGAGCUUGGUGACGCUAAAUGUAUGGCUUUUU